This is a messenger RNA of Erpetoichthys calabaricus (reedfish), 7787 nucleotides long. RefSeq names its product regulating synaptic membrane exocytosis 1b (gene rims1b). Gene Ontology annotation, cellular component: cytoskeleton of presynaptic active zone; presynaptic membrane. The transcript is spliced from 33 exons. Gene Ontology annotation, molecular function: transmembrane transporter binding; small GTPase binding. The record is from RefSeq and is a predicted model, not a curated record. Lineage: Eukaryota; Metazoa; Chordata; Cladistia; Polypteriformes; Polypteridae. Gene Ontology annotation, biological process: positive regulation of synaptic transmission; regulation of synaptic plasticity; intracellular protein transport. The coding region runs from base 487 to 5457 and encodes 1656 amino acids.
UGUGCGCGCGUGUCCGCCACGGGGAGAGGAGCGCACUCGGGGGGUUGCGGUCCCAUUGACUGUGUUCCAUCUCCCUGACAGCAGCAUCAGCAGCCUUAGCAGCAGCAGGGGUAGCAAAGAGCACAGCGCAGCCCGGACUCCGCCUAUAACCGACACCAAUCCCACAAACGUGAACCUAGCGGCGGAGGCACUGCACAGCAGCCAAACCCAGGCGUCGCUCAUUUACUCUACAUCAUUUCCCCGUUAACAUGGGCUGCCAAUAAUUGGGGAGAAACAGGGACGCCGACUUCAAACAAAAGCACAACGCUGGCGCACGCCACCAUGACAGCCUUGCACUAUUUCCGAGAGCUGCUGCUCUGUCCGCGGACAACGUUGUAAUGUAAAAGUAGACUCGAGUGAGGUGUUUUAUUUUUUUAGUUUUGUUUUUUUAUUUUUAUUUUUUGCACUAGCAGCAACAACAAAAAGGCAAGCUAAGGAGGGGAGAACAUGUCUGCUUCUCUGGGGCCCCGCGGCCCUCGCCCACCUACCGCGCCUCCUUCGAUGCAAGAUUUACCAGACCUGAGCCAUCUGACGGAGGAAGAAAGAAAAAUUAUAAUGGCUGUGAUGGUUAGACAGAAGGAAGAAGAGGAAAAAGAAGAAGCCAUGUUAAAAUUGCACCAACAAUUUGAAAGCUACAAAGAACAAGUGAGGAAAAUUGGAGAAGAUGCUCGACGGUAUCAAGGAGAGCACAAGGAUGAUGCUCCAACGUGUGGAAUUUGUCGGAAAACAAAGUUUGCUGAUGGCUGUGGCCAUAUAUGCUCAUAUUGUCAGAGGAAAUUCUGUGCCAGGUGUGGAGGCCGUGUGUCUCUCCGCUCCAACAGCGUUAUGUGGGUAUGCAAUUUAUGUCGUAAACAACAAGAAAUUCUAAAACAAUCAGGAGAGUGGUUUUUUGGAAGAGGUCCACAACCAUCCAGUCAGGAUGGCGCUUUAAGUGAUACUGCAACAUGUGGUGAUGCACCUAGAGAAAAGAAGGUCCGGUCAAGGUCUCAAACCCCCUUAAGCACUGCAGCAGGGUCUCAGGAGGCUCUUAAACCCAUUGUCCUCACUGAUAGAAGCAAGGGGCAGGAGAGCAUGCAGCAAACCAUGUCUUCUUCCAGGUCAAGGAGUGAACCACCGAGGGAGAGGAAAAAGCCCUUACUAACUACAGAACAGAAUGGAAAAGGAGGUCAAAAGAAUGAAAGAAAACGUACUCCAAAGACUGUCACUCAGCAGACUGAUAAGCAGAAUGAGGACAGAGAAGACAAGAAUCAUAAUGAGAACAGACAUUUGGGGAAAGCUAGAUUACAGGAUCAUCAAAAUGCCAAUGAGGAAAGUAAAAAAGUUGAGCAAGAGAGACAAAGAAAAGAGGAAGAGUUUCAAACACGGUACCGUAGUGACCCUAAUUUAGCCAGAUAUCCUGUUAAGCCUCACCCUGAAGAGCAGCAAAUGCUCAUUCAUGCGAAAGUAUCCAAAGCACGGCAUGAGAGAAGGCAUAGCGAUGUUGCUUUGGCAAAUGCAGAGUUGGACAAGUCAGAAGUUCCAGAGAACCGAUUGGCAAAAAGGUCUCAAAUGAAAGGGACAGAAGAGCGAAAGUCACCAAUGGAAAAUCAAAGAUCUUACUCAAUUGAAAGAACUGGGGAUAUUCAAAUUUCUGUUACUAAACAAGUUUCAAAUCACAGUCCACCUACACAAAGAUGUUCAAUCCAGCAUUCUGAAUCAAAGGACCAGGACUGGAGUAAAAAACAUUUGCAUCUAGAUCCAAGUUCUGCUGCUAUGAUUCGUAAAACCAAAAGGGAAAAAAUGGAAAGCAUGUUGAGGAAUGAUUCUCUUAGUUCGGACCAGUCUGAAUCACUGAGGCCUCCCCCACCCAAGCCUUACAAAACUAAAAGGGGCAAUAUAAGGCAGAUGUCAGUCAGUAGCUCAGAAGAGGAAGGUGGAUCGACACCUGAGUACACAAGCUGUGAAGAUGUAGAAAUUGAAAGUGAAAGCGUCAGUGAAAAAGGUGAUUGGGACUGUUUCCCUUUGGACCCUGCCAUCUGGCAUGUAAGUGAGACUUCACCAAUCAGUUCGCAUCCUGUUACCUGGCAACCAUCCAAAGAAGGUGAUCAUUUAAUUGGUCGGAUUAUUCUAAGCAAGAGGACAACUAUGCCUAAAGAAUCAGGAGCACUGCUAGGAUUAAAAGUUGUCGGGGGAAAAAUUACAGAAAGUGGACAACUUGGUGCCUUCAUCACUAAAGUUAAGAAAGGAAGUUUAGCAGAUGUUGUAGGCCAUUUAAGAGCAGGUGAUGAGGUGCUGCAGUGGAAUGGCAAGUCAUUACCUGGGGCAACAAAGAAAGAAGUUUACAAUAUCAUUUUGGAGUCCAAGUCUGAGCCUCAAGUUGAAAUAGUAGUUUCAAGACCUAUUGGGGAUAUUCCAAGAAUUCCUGAAACUUCCCAUCCUCCACUAGAAUCCAGUUCGAGUUCAUUUGAGUCUCAGAAAAUGGAGAGACCGUCAAUUUCUGUUAUCUCUCCAACUAGUCCUGGAACACUAAGAGAUGCACCUCAAGUACUACCUGGACAACUGUCAGUAAAAUUAUGGUAUGACAAAGUUGGACACCAGCUAAUAGUAAAUGUACUACAAGCAACAGACCUUCCGGCUAGGCCGGAUGGGAGGCCAAGGAAUCCAUAUGUAAAAAUGUAUUUUCUUCCAGAUAGAAGUGACAAGAGUAAAAGAAGGACCAAAACAGUAAAGAAAAGCUCAGAACCUAAAUGGAAUCAAACUUUUCUAUAUUCCCAUGUGCAUCGGAGAGACUUCCGGGAACGAAUGUUAGAAAUCACUGUCUGGGACCAACCAAGGAUACAAGAAGAAGAAAGUGACUUUCUUGGAGAGAUUCUAAUUGAACUGGAGACUGCCCUAUUAGAUGAUGAGCCACACUGGUAUAAACUUCAAACACAUGAUGUAUCUUCACUACCUCUGCCUCAGCCAUCACCGUACUUGCCACGGAGGCAUGCACGUGGGGAAAGCCCAUGCAAAAAAUUACAAAGAUCUCAGCGAAUUGGUGAUAGUGAUAUCUCAGAUUAUGAUGUCGAUGAUGGUAUUGGAGUAGUGUCAACAGCAGUAGAGUAUAGGUCUCAUGGUAGAGAAAAUAAAUCCACAACACUUACUGUGCCAGAACAACAGAGAACAACACAUCAUCGCUCUCGAUCUGUUUCUCCUCACCGAGGUGAUGACCAGGGCAGGACCCGGUCACAGUUACCAUGUGUGCCACUGCAGAGGAGUUUAGAUGAAAUUCAUCAAUCAAGACGAUCACGCUCACCAACUAGAAACCAUGAUGCCUCUAGAAGUCCAAAAGAUCGUAGGUCUAAAGAUAUGGACAGUCAGUAUUAUGCAGAGGAAAGUGAGUUCCUCAUGCUACCCAGAGCAAAGAGAGGGAGAAGUGCAGAAUGCCUGCAUACUACCAGGAACACACUUUGGUACAGUAAAACAUUACCUCCCCGGAUGCCACUUUUAGUAAAUGGAAUUCACAAAAACAUAUACAGCUCCACUUUGCCUGCAUGUUUAAAGACCAAAUCUUUGCUUAGACAGCAUAUACCUGAACAGAGACAAUCAUCAUCUCCGAGAAUUUUGAGAUUUACUGACCGAAAAACUAUUAGUGAUCUACAGCCUUCUCUUGACAGGGUUAGAAGUGCUAGUACCAACUGUUUGAGACCAGAUACUAGUUUCCAUUCACCAGAACGAGAAAGCAGGAAUAGAUGUUCUCAAUCACUGGAUAGGAGACGGCCUACUAGCCCCAGGAUUUAUAUCCAGCAUGCUUCCCCAGAAGAUGACAGCUGGACGGUGGAGCCUGUUGUUCCAAAACAGGAGACUGUAAAUCAUCUUAGUGCUAAACCCAGAGCAGCUCAGAGGCAGUCAAGAACACUGGAAAGAUGUAACAUCCAAAAACAGAGUAAAAAGUACACUGCAACAGACAAUGAAAGUAGAGCACAUCAGCAUGGCAGCCCCACUCAGUCCCCUCCAACAGGAACUCCUGCUUCAGGCCGCAGGGGAAGACAACUUCCACAGGUCCCUAUUAAGAGCAGCAGCAUUGAACAAGCUCUUGCAGUGGAAGAAAGAGCAAGACAGAUGAAAAUGAAGGUUCAUGCUUACAAAUCAUCCACAAUGUCUAGCUCAAGUCAAGAACUGGAACACGAGGUCAAGAUGAAACGUGAGUUAUAUAAAGAUAAGCACAGAAGCUGUGACAAUGUAUCUACAAAAUCAUCAGACAGCGACAUUAGUGAUGUGUCGGCCAUUUCUCGUACCAGCAGUGCCUCUCGCCUAAGUAGCACCAGCUACAUGUCAGUACAAUCCGAACGUCCACAGGGCAGAAUCAGGUCAAAAUCCUUAGAAAGCUACAAAGGUGAGGAGAAAAGAGAGAGAAGGAUAUCGUGGGAAUUAAAUGACAAGGGCCAGGAGAAGCAUGCGAGGGAAAAAAACAUCCCAGAAGAUCUGAGGAAGAGGCGGCAUUCAGUUGCUGGUGAUUUGAGCAGACAGAUGAGGACAUCAGGGAGAAACAUGCUGAAGAGCACCAGUGUGAGUGGAGAGAUGUACAACUUGGAGAGGAACGAUGGAAGUCAGUCAGACACAGCAAUUGGAACCGUGGGAACAGGAGGAAAGAAACGCCGUUCCAGCCUGAGUGCCCGAGUGGUGGCAAUUGUCGGCCUGCCAUCACGGCGAAGUAGAAGCACAUCUCAGCUUAGUCAGACAGAAGCUGCCAACAAGAAGUUGAAAAGUACCAUUCAAAGAAGCACAGAGACAGGGAUGGCAGUGGAGAUGAGAAAUCGAAUGGUCCGCCAGCCAAGCCGUGAGUCCACCGAUGGAAGUAUGAACAGCUAUAGCUCGGAGGGGAAUUUGAUAUUUUCUGGAGUAAGGUUGGGAGCAGACAGCCAAUUUAGUGAUUUUUUGGAUGGGCUUGGACCUGCACAGCUUGUUGGAAGACAGACCCUUGCUACCCCUGCUAUGGGUGAUAUUCAGAUUGGUAUGAUGGAUAAGAAGGGGCAGUUAGAAGUUGAAGUCAUAAGAGCUCGAGGUCUCACAUCAAAACCAGGGUCAAAAUCUCUCCCCGCUCCCUAUGUCAAGGUUUACCUCCUAGAGAAUGGAGCAUGUAUAGCCAAAAAGAAAACAAAGAUUGCACGAAAAACACUUGACCCUCUAUAUCAGCAGUCACUACUUUUUGAUGAGAGUCCACAGGGUAAAGUGCUUCAGGUGAUAGUCUGGGGAGACUAUGGCCGUAUGGACCACAAGUGUUUUAUGGGAGUCGCACAAAUCCUAUUGGAAGAGUUAGACUUGUCUAGUAUGGUGAUUGGCUGGUACAAACUGUUCCCACCCUCCUCCCUUGUGGAUCCCACAUUAGCACCUCUGACCCGCAGGGCUUCCCAGUCAUCUCUUGAAAGUUCAACAGGACCUCCGUGCAUAAGGUCAUAGUGGCCAGGCAGAAGAUUCGGGCCAAUUCUGAACUAAGGAACUGGGAAACAAUCAGAACCAGAAGUAGAAAGGAUCAAAGCUUUGUUGGAGCCAGACAAUCAAUCUUGUUUUUUGCCAGUAGUACAUUUUUCUUCAAAAAAAAUUAAAAUGGGGCUGUUAUAAGUAAAACAAAUAUCACAAAACUGCUUUCAAUUGGCAGAAUCAUGCACCCGUUUAAAUGACAAAAAAAUUAACUAAGUUAGCAUCCAUGCAGUUUUGGGAUAGUUACAAGCAAAGCAACAAAAUACACUGUUACAUGAAGCAAUUCAAAUAAACUGGAGUGUUUAUGACUUCAUUACAAAUGAAAAACAAAAGCCACACUUUCCUCCAACCUUAAGCAGUGUUACAUUACUGAGGUUAUGUGCCUGUCUUCUGCACUUCCUCUGUAAUGCUGGCGGAGUCCCAUACCAAGGACUUUUUUUAAAGCAGUUAAGAAGUGCUAUAAGAGUGAGCUGACGUGGUGCUCUAAAGCACUGGCAACUGCACUUCUGGUUCCUCCAUCAAAAAUAGAAUCCCUGUUUACAGCGACUCUCACUGCUGUUCCUUUCUUAAAUUCUUUUUGUAUACAGGCACACAACUGCAUUAUGAGUAAAGGUUUUAUGUUCUCUGUUUUGCAUGAAAGAAACCUAUUUCUUAAGCAGUCUCUUGACACCAAGAGCUGAGGACUGUUAAAAGCAGCUUCAGACUUAAGUUUGAUGGUACAUCGUUAACUUGUUUUCUUCCUGCAAUUCUACAGAAUUGAAUUUUAUGUGUAUAAAUGUAUAUUUGAUUUCCUGAGAUGUUGACCAAUAAAGGGGGUUUGGUAAUAGGGCACUUUGAGCUGCCCCCAGAGCCUCCCAGAUACAGUUAAGUGUGUCUUUUGACACUUUUUUUUUUUAGCCCUGGACAGAGCAAGGUACAACUUGUUGGAUUUCACUGAAAGUUCUGGUGGAAUGACCUGCACACAUCCAGUGUUUGUUUUAUUUUUAUUAAACUUACAUUUUGCAUUAUUUUAAGAUUAAUGCAAGCACAAAAUGCUUGAUUUUUUUACUGCAAAAAAAUUUUGGAAAAUGAAGCCAAAUUUAAAGUUUGCUUUUUAUCCAUUUCAUUUACACUGCCUUGAUUUAAAAAAGAACAAAAAGAGCAAAUAAAAACACUACCCUUACAGAACUUCUGUAAAUGUGAUAAAACACACAUGCCCACACCCGCACAAGCUGCAAUCUGAGCAGGUGCAAUUCGAAAUUUCUUUCUCAUCCUUAAAUGGGCCAUUUUCUUUUAAGAACAACAAGUAGUGCAGCAUGACUCUUGAACUGUUCAAAGCUGCAUGCACAUUUUGUAAAACAGAAACAAAAGAAAACAAAAAAGGUUAUUUAAAUAAAUGUGUGUUAGUUCCACAUAGGCCAGCUUGUAUGUUGCAUGUACUUGUACAGUUUGCUCGUACUUAAUAUAAAAAGAUAACCAAGAAACUGAAGCCAUUCAUUUUUGCAUAUAGACAUUUUGCAGAUUUUUUGUGCUCCAGCCUGUGUCUCAGUCUGGUGCUAAAUGUCUAUAUAGCGAUUUAUUUUUUACCCUAUGGAAAAAGUGAUGUAGUACAGACCAAAAUCCUUCCAAUAAAUACUUUGGUGUAGAUUUCUCCUGUGGGACAGAUGUAGAAACUGUGUACAAACAAGAUUUCGAUUGAGAUAUAUAUAUAUAUAUAUAUAUAUAUAUAUAUAUAUAUAUAUAUAUAUAUAUAUAUAUAUAAAAAAUAGAUAUAUAUAUUAUAAAUAAAUAUACUGGCUGCACCUAGCUAUUAUCUGUUAAUAAACAGGCAAGGUCUAAUUUGCCAUGCAAUUCUUUCGGCUAAUAAGGUAGAUCUCUGCUCGACCUGCUGAGCAGGAAGAAUGAAAGUGUUGGUGCACUACAUUAUUAUUAUUAUUAGAUAUUAUUGUUUUAGUGUAACAAUGGCCAAAUUUAACUACUGGUAAUUGGAUGGUAUAUUUCUACUGAAAUCAGUUGUCUGAACAUUCCCCUGUGCUUCUAAAUGAAUUUCCAAAUCAUGUCAUGUAAACAUGUUUAAUAAAGUUUACUUUCCAUGUCCAGUAAGCCUGACUUGUUUACUUUGUCAGUAUUAAAAGUAAAAUGCUGAUGGUUUACAAUUAUGUGUUUCACCUAGAAAAUGAAAAUAUUCAAUUGCACCUUUUCCUCUUUGUAUUACAGAUGUGGCUCCAAUGACUCGUGUAUGUUUUAUUAAAAAAAAGAAAAUUUCUUUACAUAUAUUGUUACUAGUUACUUUUUAUGAUCUACAAAUAAAAGAAUGUGUGGAAGACUAA